Molecule: messenger RNA, 447 nt
Organism: Metarhizium album ARSEF 1941
Lineage: Eukaryota; Fungi; Ascomycota; Sordariomycetes; Hypocreales; Clavicipitaceae
Product: amino acid transporter
Exons: 1
Coding region: 1-447 (148 amino acids)
Source: RefSeq, a predicted model, not a curated record
AUGAUCGCAUCUGCGACUGACAAACAAUGCACGCUUAGGUCCGAAAAGCCGGGUUGCGAACCAUCUGGCGCCCACACGGCCGACGUAUUCGGGCAAGAGGACCAGCAUGACAUCAAAUAUAAGAGACUCUCGUGGCCGUUGGUCGCACUUCUUAUGAUCACCGAGAUUGUGUCCAAUGGCAUGCUGUCUCUGCCGUCAUUUCUCGCCGUGGUGGGCAUGGUGCCCGGGCUGAUUAUCAUUAUAUUCCUCGGUGUGUUCGCGACGUACACAUCGUGGCUGUUAGUCGAGUUCAAACUGCGCCAUCCCGAGGUCCAUACCAUGGGUGACGCUGGCUACAUCAUGUUUGGGCCGCUCGGGCGUGAGAUCAUGGCCUUGGGACAUGCUGCUUCUCAAUCUUUGCAUCUGGGGGUCAGCUUCUCGCUGGCCAGAUUGCCCUCGCCUCGUUGA